Messenger RNA from Alternaria incomplexa, 789 nucleotides. RefSeq lists its product as uncharacterized. The record is from RefSeq and is a predicted model, not a curated record. The transcript has 4 exons. Lineage: Eukaryota; Fungi; Ascomycota; Dothideomycetes; Pleosporales; Pleosporaceae. The coding region runs from base 1 to 789 and encodes 262 amino acids. Gene Ontology annotation, molecular function: peroxidase activity.
AUGAUGCGCAUUUCAUCUCUCGUCUUGCUCGCUGUCACAAGCGUCGGCCUCGCCAAUGCGCAGGGCUCUCUCACGAGUUGGCACCCAGCUGGUCCCGGAGAGUCGCGAGGCCCUUGCCCCAUGCUCAACACACUGGCGAACCACGGCUUCCUUCCUCGCGAAGGGCGCAACUUCACGCUUCCCCAGGUUAAACACGCCCUCGGAAAGGGUAUCAACGUCGGUGAUGACAUCGCAGAGUUGCUGUACAACUUUGCGCUGACGACGAACCCCGGCCCGAACACCACGACUUGGGGUCUCGAUACGCUCGGCAACCACAACAUUUUGGAGCAUGACGCAAGUCUGAGUCGCUCAGACAAGUACUUUAAUGACGAUGCCGUCUCCUUCAAUCACACCAUAUACGACCAAACCCGUUCCUACUGGACAGACGACCUCAUCGACAUCCAAAUGGCCGCCAACGCACGUCUCGCCCGUAUGAUCGACUCGGUGAAGUACAACCCUAAGUUCGCUUUGUCAGAGCUGGCCGCGGACUUCAGCGCGGGUGAAGGCGCUGGGUACAUGCUCGUCUUUGGCAACAAGACCGAGAAGACAGCGAGGCGAGAUCUCGUGGAAUACUUCUUCGAGAACGAGCGCUUGCCGACGGAGCUGGGCUGGAAGGCCCCUGACGAGGUGAUUAGCCUGGACGAUCUCAUGGGUUUCUCUGCAGACAUCUACAGUGCGACUUCAUACGACGCUCUGGAGACGAAGGAAGCCAUGAUGCGCAGGAAUGGCAUGGUGGGCAAGGUCUUCUAG